CGCCCUCUCUCCGCGUGAAACAAAGUCUGGUGUCCGCGAGAGCCCGUAGGAAGCGAAAAGAGAGAAAGCGGGGAUAGGGGAGAAUGGAGAGGCUCAGUGCAACAACUGGAGGAAUAAUAAGCCACUGAACGCGGGCGAAGAGAAGCGAACGCGGAGAAAGUCGAGGGGGAAAAACUUUUGAGGGGGGAAAAACUGCCAGAGACGUUCACGCGGACGCGUUUGGGAACAUGGAUACACUUUUCUCCGUUUUCCUGGGACUCCUGCUGCUCGCGUCGACGCUCGCCAGUCAGAUACAGACAGCUCACAUGGGCCGCGCUGAGAAGGGAAGCUGCACGUUCGAUGAAGGCUUCUCCCAGUGCGACUACCAGCAGGACCCGUACGACGACUUCGACUGGACCCACAUCAACACGCAGGAGGUGCCGUACGUGUCCCCGGAGCUGCCGCAAGGCUCCUACAUGUACGUGGACGUGUCCCAGUACGACAGCGGGGAGAAGGCCCGCUUCCAGCUGCCGGUCAUGAAGGAGAACGACACCCACUGCAUCGACUUCAACUAUCUCCUCACCAGCCCCGACGGCUCCAGCCCCGGCACGCUCAACGUCCUAGUGAAGGUCAACAAAGGACCCCUGGCCAACCCCAUAUGGAACGUGACCUCCUACACCGGGAAAGACUGGCUGAGAGCCGAACUCGCUGUCUCCACCUUUUGGCCCAACGAGUAUCAGGUCAUAUUUGAAGCAGAGGUUUCAGAAGGCAAAGCAGGCUUCAUCGCCAUAGACGACAUUCAGGUGCUCAGCUACCCAUGCGAUAAAUCCCCUCAUUUCCUGCGUCUGGGCGACGUGGAGGUCAACGCCGGGCAGAACGCCACGUUCCAGUGCAUCGCCACGGGACGGGACACCACCAACAAUAAGCUGUGGCUGCAGCGGAGGAACGGGGAGGACAUCCCCGUGGCCCAGACCAAAAACAUCAACCACAGGCGAUUCGCUGCCUCCUUCCACCUCAAGGAAGUCACCAAUCAGGAUCAGGACCUGUACCGCUGCGUCACGCAGUCGGAGCGCGGCUCCGGCGUCUCCAACUUCGCCGGUCUCAUCGUCAGAGAGCCUCCGCACCCCAUCGCUCCGCCUCAGCUCCUGGGCGUGGGCCCCACCUACCUGCUAAUUCAGCUCAACGCCAACUCCAUAUUCGGCGACGGGCCCAUUAUCCUGAAAGAGGUCGAGUACCGCAUGACGUCUGGCACCUGGACCGAGACGCACGCCGUGAACUCGCCCAACUAUAAGUUAUGGCACCUCGACCCGGACACGGAGUACGAGAUCCGAGUCCUGCUGACGAGACCGGGGGAGGGGGGCACGGGCAAACCUGGACCGCCGCUCAUCACCCGGACCAAGUGUGCAGAACCCAUGCGGACGCCCAAGAGGCUGAAGAUCGCCGAGACCCGGUCGCGCCUGAUAGCGGUGGACUGGGAGUCGCUGGGCUACAACAUCACCCGCUGUCACACCUUCAACGUCACCAUCUGCUACCACUAUAUGACGGCCAGCAACCGCAGCAAGGCCGACUGCUUGGACAUGGACCCCAAAGCGCCUCGUCAUCUAGUGGGAAACCUGCCGCCCUACACCAACGUCAGCCUGAAGAUGAUCCUCACCAACCCAGAGGGGCGGAAGGAGAGCGAUGAGACCGUCAUACAGACGGACGAGGACGUUCCUGGCUUUGUUCCCAGUCAGUCGCUCAAAUCCACUCCAUUCGAGGACCGAAUCAAUCUCCACUGGAAGGAGCCAACGGAACCCAAUGGCGUCAUCAUACAGUACGAGAUCAGCUACAGCGGGGUGCGCUCGUUCGACCCCGCCGUGCCUCUCCAGCGGCCGGGGCUCACGGUGGCGCUGCCCUCCAACACCACCCAGCACACCUUCUCCCAGCUCCACCCGGGCGUCACCUACCAGUUCUCCAUACGCGCGUCCACCUCCAAGGGCUUCGGGCCCGCGACCACGCUCAACGUGACCACCAACAUCUCAGCCCCGACGAUAGACGAGUACGACGGGUCGGAGGCGUUUCUCAACGAGACGGCGACGACCAUCACGGUGCUGCUCAAACCCGCGCAGGCCAAGGGAGCUCCCAUAAGCGCCUACCAGAUCGUGGUGGAGGAGGGGAACCCCAAGCGGACCCGUCGCCAGGCCUCCUCCGACUGCUACGAGGUGCCGGUUUCGUACCACAGUGCGUCCAGCGGUGGGUCUCCCUAUUACUACGCUGCUCAGCUGUCUCCCAGUAACCUGCUGGAGCCUCUUCCCUUCACCGUGGGCGACAACAAGACCUACCAGGGUUUCUGGAACCCUCCGCUCGCUCCGAGGAAGAACUACAACAUCUACCUCCAAGCCGUCAGCAGCACGGAGCGGGAAACGAAGACGCAGUGUCUGAGGCUGGCAGUUAAAGGUGCGACAGAGGAGCCGGAGGUCAUUCCUGGGCCCGAGAAGCAGACGGACCGCGUGGUGAAGAUCGCCGGGUUCAGCGCCGGCAUCCUGGUUUUCAUCCUGCUGGUGCUGGUCGCCAUCCUGCUGGUCAAGAAGAGGAGGACCUACUAUUCAUACUCUUAUUACCUGAAACUGGCCAAGAAGCGCAAGGACGUGAUCGGAACCACGCGGCAGGAAAUGACCCAGAUGGUGAACGCCAUGGACCGGAGCUACGCCGACCAGAGCACCCUGCACGCCGAGGACCCCAUGGCCGUGACCUUCAUGGACUCCCACAACUACAACAACAGAUUGCCCAACGAUCCGCUGGUCCCCACCGCGGUGUUAGUUCCAAUCACAGACGAGAACCACAGCGGCUCGGCGGCCGAGAGCAGCCGGCUCCUGGACGUGCCGCGCUACCACUGCGAGGGCACCGAGUCUCCGUACCAGACGGGGCAGCUGCACCCGGCCAUCCGCGUGGCCGACCUCCUGCAGCACAUCAACCUGAUGAAGACGUCCGACAGCUACGGCUUCAAGGAGGAGUACGAAUUGGUGAUACAGAGCUUCUUCGAGGGCCAGUCGGCCUCCUGGGACGUGGCCAAGAAGGAGCAGAACCGCACCAAGAACCGCUACGGGAACAUCAUAGCAUAUGACCACUCGCGGGUUAUCCUCCAGCCCAUCGAAGACGACCCCUCCUCCGACUACAUCAACGCCAACUACAUCGAUGUAAGUGGAAACGCAUCGAAUGCUACUAUUGGCUCCCAACGAAACCAACGAAACCACACUCCCUCGCUCAUUUGGCUGUACAGGGAUGGCUACCAGCGACCCAGUCACUACAUCGCCACUCAAGGCCCCGUCCACGAAACCGUGUACGACUUCUGGAGGAUGGUGUGGCAGGAGCAGUCAGCCUGCAUCGUCAUGGUAACCAACCUGGUGGAGGUCGGAAGGGUCAAGUGCUAUAAGUAUUGGCCAGACGAUGCUGAGGUGUACGGAGACUUUAAGGUGACGUUUGUGGAGGUCGAACCUCUGGCUGAGUAUGUGGUUCGCACAUUUACACUAGAGAGGCGUGGAUUCAACGAGGUGCGGGAGGUGAAGCAGUUCCACUUCACAGGCUGGCCUGAUCACGGGGUUCCGUAUCACGCCACGGGACUACUUUCCUUCAUCCGCAGAGUUAAAAUCUCCAACCCGCCGUCCGCGGGGCCCAUCGUGGUCCACUGCAGCGCGGGAGCCGGACGCACGGGCUGCUUCAUAGUCAUUGACAUCAUGUUGGACAUGGCGGAGAGAGAAGGUGUGGUCGACAUCUACAACUGCGUGAAGGCUCUGCGCUCACGGAGAAUCAACAUGGUACAGACUGAGGAGCAGUAUAUAUUCAUCCACGAUGCCAUACUGGAGGCUUGUCUCUGUGGAGAGACAGCCAUACCGGUGUGCGAGUUCAAAGCAGCCUAUUACGAGCUGAUCCGCAUCGACUCCCAGACCAACUCCUCACACCUGAAGGAUGAGUUCCAGACGCUGAACUCGGUGACCCCGCAGCCUCAGCCUGAAGACUGCAGCAUCGCGCUGCUGCCUCGGAACCAGGACAAGAACCGCUUCAUGGACGGCCUCCCUCCUGACAGGUGCCUGCCCUUCCUCAUCACCAUCGACGGCGAGAGCAGCAACUACAUCAACGCCGCCCUGAUGGAUCUGUCAGAAGAGUUCCAGAGCUACAGGCAGCCCGCUGCCUUCAUCGUUACCCAGCACCCCCUGCCCAACACCGUCAAGGACUUCUGGCGCUUGGUUUACGACUACGGCUGCACCAGUCUGCUCAUGCUCAACGAGAUCGACUUGGCUCAGGGCUGUCCCCAGUACUGGCCAGAGGAGGGCACGCUGCGCUACGGCCCGGUGCAGGUGGAGUGUAUGUCCUGCUCCAUGGACUGCGACGUCAUCAGCAGGCUCUUCCGGGUCUGCAACCUCACCAGGCCUCAGGAAGGCUACCUGAUGGUGCGCCAGUUCCAGUACCUGGGCUGGGCCGGACACCGGGACGUGCCCGCCUCCAAGCGCUCCUUCCUGAAGCUGAUCCUGCAGGUGGACCAGUGGCAGCGCGAGGGGGAGGAGGGGGAGGGCAGGACCAUCGUGCACUGCCUGAACGGAGGCGGGCGCAGCGGCGUGUUCUGCGCCAGCAGCAUCGUGUGUGAGAUGGCCAAGAGGCAGAGCGUGGUGGACGUCUUCCACGCGGUCAAGACCCUGAGGAACAGCAAACCCAACAUGGUGGACACGCCGGAGCAGUACCGCUUCUGCUACGACCUGGCGCUGGAGUUCAUCGAGUCCUCCUAGAGGAGCCAAGGAGACAAGAGGAGAAGGAGGUGAAGGAGAGAAGCCUCCCGCCUGUUUGAUUCUUCGCUUCCGCUUUGGCCCCGACCGCUCCUCCUCCGCGCUGGCCGUUCCGUAGCAUCCAUCCAUCCAGCAUCCCUUCACGCGGAGCCAGUGGGAAACGUCGAGCGCCGCUGAGAGUCUCCCCAAUGCUUGCUGUGCAGCUGCGAGUGCCGGCGGGUCCAGGGCUCCCACGCCUCGGGCUCCGCUUCAGUGUUCAGCCUCUCACCUCUCUCCCGUGGACUCUGUGCGUCACGCUGUCUCUGCUGCAGUGCUCCAUGUGCCCUGUAGAUGUCGCCCAACCCCCCUUCUGCAAGCUGCAAAGUAGCUUAACAGCGUGGGCCGUCGUCAUGGUGAUAUUUCAGUUUUUGCAGCCGGUACUUUUGUACAUUGAACAACAAACCCUGUGAAUGCUCCAGUUUUACACAGCAGCAUCUUCACGUCCGGUUGUUACAGUCCAGUUCUUUACGGCCACCUGGUUUCAUUGCUUAUGUGCAAACAGACUUUCAGGUCUAAGACAUAAAACAUUCUAAACAUGGCUUCGCUUACUAGAUAAAGUAGUGUCUUAGAAGAAAGAAUGGCAGCGGAACUGAAAGUUUACAUGAAGAGUAUUAGGCUUCUAGGUAUUUUUGUUUGUGUGUUUUGAAGAUGUGUACGAUUUUUACUCAGUUGUACAAGUGUGUUAUGUAUCAUGUUUUCCGCUCACUGUCGUAGCAUCAUUUACUGAUUUACUGGAAGUUAUGAAGUCGUCUUUUUAGCGCAUAUCGCAAAUGUUGAACCGUGUGACAUUAGCUCGAUCAUGUUUGUUUCAGGGCUGGGCCCACUGCACUUUCAAUUCAGCCAAUUCACAAAUGGGAGAUGAUUCAAAUUUCAAAUCUGACUGAGGUUUGGCCUUAUUUCCAGAAAUUAAUGAGUUGCAUUUUCCAUUGAUUGAAUUUGAAUAGAAUUGGAAGUGAACUGACCCAAGGCUUCGUUUGCUUUGUGCACUGGUGGCCAACACUUUUCUCCUUUGUUUUGUAAUGUUUCUUCAUAAGCCAAAGAGUUUGUGUAAAUAUGUCUAUACAGAUAAAGCACAUUGUUUGUAUUUAUUGUUUACUUGCAUUGCUUGUAAGAACAAUCAUUCUUCAUUCCAUGUUUACCACCAGCGACUCUUAAACCGGCGACGCAAAAUGGGCCGAGUCCGCUUUUCCCGGAGCUGGAGAGCGUUGGUCCAUGAGGCGGCCGGGCAUUUUGGGUCCACGAAGAAAAGUUUAAGAAGCCUCCAUUGAAGCUGUAUAUUAAAAGCAUCAGUAGUUUUUCAGUAUUUAGGUGGAAUCCGUAGUAUUGUCUUGUUUUUACUUCUUGCAUCUCUGUGACGUUAACAUGGUUUAUUUGUCUGUUUGUGGUCGCUAGAACAUCAGAGGACUUUGGAUGGCGGCUCGCGUCCCUCUGAGCUGUUCACCUUCGUACAGUAUCGUGCUCAUCGUGUUCCUCAGACACUGACUGGUGCAAACAGGCUCAGCGAGCGAAACAGGCAGGACGGUGAAGCAGAAACAUGUAUUGUGCCUAAUCAUUUGACUCUCCUUGCUGAUAUACGACGUCUUAGACUGCUUGGUUCCAUGGACGGUCCGUGUGCUGAUUAUCGUUUGGACCACAGUUCAGCAUUUUGUUCCAUGCUUCACUCGCUUCCCGAAUUCCAGACGUGUUUCUGUUCGUGAACAAUGAUUCAGAAAAUUCUAGAAAACUUUAUUGUAAAUAUAAUAUCAUAUGUUCCACUUUGUCGGGACAAAAGAAGCCCUGCUCUAAAGGAUGUUAUUGUAAAUAGACUUUCGUGAGUACUGUAAAGGCCGAGCAGACGCGUUUGGAUGACGGAAGUCACAAAUUGUGCUCCUGGGUUUAAAUAUGGACAGAUAUUGUUUGACGCAUACUGAGCUUUAAUCUGUUGGUGGGUCGGUUCUGGACCGACCCAAAGAGCAGAUGAGCCAGAUGACGAUACUUUGUUUUCAGUGAUGACGGGCGCCACCAGAUGGUAGAAAACUAAAAGGGAAAAAGCCGGUGACACAGUGUGUCAGAACUACUCGUCCAAGGAAAGGUCCCACGGGUUUCUCAUAAUUCCUCUGACUAAAUCCAAAGUAAUGGCCUUGAAAGAUGGUGAAUGAAGCAGGUGUCUGUAUGAACGACCGAGUACAGAACUGAUGUUCAUGAUUCAUUAUUAUUCUUGUCUGUAAUGUUUGGCUUCUUUGCUGUAAUAAAGACCACUUCUUUAAUUAAA
Molecule: messenger RNA, 7026 nt
Organism: Betta splendens (Siamese fighting fish)
Lineage: Eukaryota; Metazoa; Chordata; Actinopteri; Anabantiformes; Osphronemidae
Gene: ptprk
Product: protein tyrosine phosphatase receptor type K
Exons: 42
Coding region: 228-4739 (1503 amino acids)
Biological process (GO): protein dephosphorylation
Cellular component (GO): membrane
Molecular function (GO): protein binding; protein tyrosine phosphatase activity
Source: RefSeq, a predicted model, not a curated record